Talaromyces rugulosus is the source of this 930-nucleotide messenger RNA. RefSeq lists its product as uncharacterized. Gene Ontology annotation, cellular component: endoplasmic reticulum. Gene Ontology annotation, molecular function: N-acetylglucosaminylphosphatidylinositol deacetylase activity. The record is from RefSeq and is a predicted model, not a curated record. Lineage: Eukaryota; Fungi; Ascomycota; Eurotiomycetes; Eurotiales; Trichocomaceae. Gene Ontology annotation, biological process: GPI anchor biosynthetic process. The transcript has 2 exons. Bases 1 to 930 code for a protein of 309 amino acids.
AUGCCAAGGUCCAAGAUCCUCGCCGGCGCAGUACAUCUCGGCCGGCGAGCCGUACGCCGCAGGUGCUCGAUUGGCUCGACCCUGUUCAUCGCCUUCUUCUGCACCCCGCUCUUCCUGUACGUGCUACUAGGCAGCUUUCUCGCGGGAGAUCCUCGUCUGGUGCCGCAUGCAAUCCGCAAUGCGCGCAAUAUCUUGCUGGUUACCGCGCAUCCGGACGACGAGUGUUUGUUUUUCAGCCCGAGCAUUCUGCAGAGCUGGGGGACGCCGAAUGUGAACCGCCAUAUACUUGUUUUGUCCAGUGGAAACCAUGAAGGCCUGGGAGACCAGCGACGCGCUGAAGCCAAGGCUUCGUGCGCCGAACUAGGCAUUGUCGACGACAAGUGCGUCAUCCUAGAGAACAAAAACCUGCAAGACAACCCGCACGAAUGGUGGGACGAGAAGCUCAUCGAGCGCAUUGUCGAGCGCCAUGUCAAGGACUGGCACAUUGACCUGAUCAUCACUUUUGAUGAGUAUGGUAUCUCCGGGCAUGUCAACCACCGGUCUGUCAGCAACGGGGUGCGCAAGUUCUCCGCUGAUCAUGACCAUAAUCCUCCCGCGUAUGCGGUGCAGACCAAAUUCGUGCUGAGAAAGUACGCGUCGCUGGCCGACCUGGUUUUGACCUCGUUCCCCUUUGCUGGUCGGAUUCUGCGCGCCAUCUUCACUGCCGCACCGGAUGGGUAUGCGACGCCGGUGCCGGUGCCGGGCAAGGCUGUGUUGCCUCCGCUGGGCGGCGAUGUCUAUGGCGACAGGGCUCUGAUUGUGACUAGUUGGGGCCAGUAUUUGCAAGGCCGGACAGCCUUUAAGCAGCACGCUUCUCAGUACUCGUGGGACCGAGUGCUGUAUCUGGUGCUUAGUCGGUAUAUGUGGUUUAAUGAUCUGAGAAGGAUGUGA